This is a messenger RNA of Penicillium macrosclerotiorum, 2505 nucleotides long. RefSeq names its product DUF3824 domain-containing protein. NCBI's taxonomy places the organism in Eukaryota, Fungi, Ascomycota, Eurotiomycetes, Eurotiales, Aspergillaceae. Bases 1 to 2505 code for a protein of 834 amino acids. The transcript is spliced from 4 exons. The record is from RefSeq and is a predicted model, not a curated record.
AUGUCGUACAUCUAUCGGGAGCGCGAGCGCUACGAAGACGACCGCCCUGUUAGUAUCAAGCGUUACGUCAUCCCCUCUGACGAGCGGGAAGACCGUCGAGAAUUCUCCAUGAGUCGAGACGACUACGGCGAUCGGGAGCUGGUCAUUCGUCGCAAAACCGAACGAGAGGAACCCUUAACUAUCUCGCGGUAUGAGCGCGAAGUUGACUACGAUCCGCCCGCCCGUCGCUUCGACCGUGAAUAUGAGAGAGACUACUAUGAUCAUCGAAGCUCCUUCGCCAGCCCCCGCGAGUCGGAUUAUGAUGUCGUUCGCCGGUCCGAUGUCGAGCAGGACCCUUACUACUACCGCCAUAGUGUCCGCGAGUAUGAUCGUCGUUCACGCCGUGAAAUAAGUCCUGGCGACUCUAUCUCACAGGCCAGUCGCCGUCGCCAUGACCGCGACCAGGACUACAGCAGUGAUGAUAGCAUUGUGUACAUCCAUAAAGAAACCCGCGACUAUAACGGCGAGCGACACCAUCACAAGCGCCAUCUGGCCGAAGGCGCUCUUGUCGGCGCCGGUGCUGCCGAGUUGAUCCGCAACCACCGAAAGCGUGAGGGCGAAGAAGUGAGCCACGGCAUGAGCCAUGCCAUAAAGACAGCCGGUGCUGGUGCGCUAGGCGCCGUGGCUGUCAACGCCGCGGGACACGUCCGCGACUACUAUCGCAGCAAGAGCCGCAGUCGCCACCGUUCACACUCUUUUGAUGAUGAACGUUCCUUCCGUCAUAGCCAUUCUAGCCGUGGCCGUCGUAGCCGCAGCCGGAGUCGCUCUCACUCCCAUUCACGGGCGAAGACUCUCAUGGAGCUUGGUCUCGGUGCCGCCGCUGUCGCGGCUGGUGUCGCAGCUCUACGCAGCAGCAAGUCCAAGGGUGACGAACGCCGCAGCCGCUCUCGCACUCGCUCCCGGUCUCAAUCUCGUGCUGGUCGCGGGCUGAGUCGAAGUCGGACUGACGUUGACGAUGCCCGGAGCCAAUCACAACGUCGAAAGCACAUGGCAGGUGCUGGUCUUGCCGGCGCAGCCGUUGCUGGUCUGGUCGAAAAGGUUCGCAGCCGCUCACGGGCUCGCAAGGGUGAGCCAUCACGCUCGCGCAGCCGACUGAGAAAGGCUCUUCCUUUGGUCGGCGCUGGCCUCGCCACUGCCGCUGCCACUGGAUUGUAUGAGAAAAAUAAGGAAAAUAAAGAGCACGACAAAGAGGCAGAGCUUGUGGCUGCUGAAACCCGCCGAUCGAGGUCUCGAAGCCGAAGCCGUGCACCCCCGGACGCAUACCCUGACCCAUCGCGCAACUCAGCAGGCCUUAUCGAGUACGGGAGGGACCCAGUAACCGGUAGCAUCCCUGCCGAGCACUACUAUGGUCAACCCGUGAGCCCUGGUGGCGCAUACUACUCUGACGGGGCUGACGCCUACGGCCCUCGCCGUCACAGCCGUUCACGAAGCCGCAGUCGUGGCGGUCGAUACAACGAUAGCUCCGAUAGUUCGGAUAAAGAACGUCGAAGCAAGAAGCAUCGAAGCCGCUCUCGCGAGCUGGCAUCUGCCGCUUUAGGUGCAACUGGCCUGGGUUAUGCUGCACACAAAUAUUCUCAGCACCGAGAGCGUAAGAAGGCGACUGACAAAGAACGCUCGAGGUCGAGAACUCGGUAUGAGGAUCAGCCCGUCCGCGAUCCUUAUGAGGAGGCCUAUGACCCGGAGCCCUACACCCCUUCUCCUCUAGCACCACCUCACCAGCAGCCGGUCGAUGCCAACUAUCCCCAUAACAACUACUUCCCCCCGCCUCCCGGAUCAACAACCAACCUCCAUGCAACUCCUCAGCCCUACAACCCUGCCGACUAUCCUCCUCCCCCCGGUGCCGCACCCCCUCCACAGCCCUACAGCUAUGGAGGCGUAGGCCCAAGCCCAGACCCGUACUCCGCGCGGCCACGGAGGGCCGACGAGAAUGUGAGUGCUCCAUUGAGCUCCACCACCCUCCCCACUGAUCAGGACCACGCCCGCGAUGGUCUAAACAGUUUCACCAAUUCCUAUCAGCCACAGUCAGUCCCGAGUCCUGGCAUGCAGCCGAACCCAUCUUCCAAAUCCGUGGCCUUCGACCUUAGCCCAGAUUCUCCGCGCCACCAGGAUCCAGGGUACGAAACCGACGACAGUGACUCGACAAUUGAUUCUUACCCGGCCCGUCCACGCCAUAAUCGUCGGCGAUCCUCCUCCGUUCCAUAUCCUCCAAUGCCCCAUCCACGUUCCAACCACCACCACCAUCGUCAUGCUGGAUCAGCUGCUUCUUCUGCCUCCCGCCAUCAGCAUUCAUCACACCUUUCCCAGGGUAAUCGCGCUCCUGAACAAGACUCUGACUCAACUGUCUCGACCAUCGAACUUCCAGACCGCUUUGACGAACAUGGCCGUCGUCUUCCUCAAAGGGGAGAUGACCCAGCCGCUGAUAAGAUUGAAGAAUUGAUAGAAAAGUUCGCAAGAGUCAUUUUCUAG